AUUCAUCAUAUGUAUAUAUGAAUGACUUGUAUCAAUAUUGCGAUUAUUUGAAUAAUAUAAUACUUUUUCAGAUGGAUCAAAUUUUAGAAACAUUGGCCAAUCAAAAUCUAUCAGAUACGUUGGAAACAGAGCGGAUCGACAACCGCGAUGAGUUAUUAGAAAAAUAUAUCAUAAAACCGUUAACGCCAAUUAUUUCUGAUAAAAAUUUUACGUUAUAUAACGGUAAUGAAAAGACAAAGAGAAAAGAACUUCUUGCAAGAUUAUCGUACACAGUAAAUAAAUUGAAUCAUGAUGAGCGAAAUACCGAUAAAAAUUGGUGCACGGAUGAAGUAUCAUGUUUGGAUGCUGAGGAUAAUUUCACAUCGAAGACAAAAGUAUUGCCAGAAAAUGUAAAAGAGAAUAUCAAUAGUAUUAUACAAUCUGCACAGGAUUAUGUAACAAAAUUAAAUUAUCAAUUGAAAGACCUCGAUAAUGCCGAUCAAGAGAUAGAAAAUAACAUGAUGAAAACAUUGAAAGAUGUAGACGGAACGUUUCAAUCUUUGUUGGACGACGUGUGCCACGAGAUUAACAAGCGGCGCGAACAGUUGAUACUGGAAGCAGAAAUUUACAAGAGUGAAAAUUUAAUACCGUUAAGAGCUUGCAGAAGAGAAUUAGAGGCGCAAAUACAAAAUGCACGAAGUAUCAUAUCAACGAGCAAGAAUCUGCUACGAAAUCCAGAUCAAUAUAACUCAAACAAAUUCGGCAAGAUAAUUGCUUUGAGUAACGAUAUCGGAAGAAUACCAGCAGUACCGUAUUCCGAGGAGCUUUCAAAUAUAAAUUUCGAUCGUCCAUCGAACUCGCACAAGGAAGAGAUAAUCGAGCAAAUAUCGAGGCUCGGUUACAUCUCCCGUACUGUGCCUGUUCAAAUAAUGAACAUCGAAGAAAGACCAGGAGGUUUAUUCGUUAAAUGGCACGUGACUAAUCCGGAAUACACGGUCGAAGAACAGACGUUCAUCGUGGAGAUGGCCUACGGAGAGAUUCUCGAUUCGGCGUCGAACGAAUUCAAGACCGUGUAUAGGGGAUCCGAAACGUUUUGCUUUCUCAGAAAUAUAUGCGUUAAUCAACCGGUCACACUCAGAGUCAGAAUACAAAUGGACAAUGUUGCGACAAGUGUGCAUCACGUGGCGAGGACUUGUAUACCACCAUAUAGCUGGGAACUCGAUAAUACAGAUUAUGUGAUAACCAACGAUGGCAAAAUUGCUGCAAAACUUACAAAUGCUUUAAGCACAUUAUUUUCACACGGUGCUCAGUUUGAAGCAAAUCAUAUAAUUGAAUUCAAGUUUCUAGAGGUUUCGCAAGAAGGAAGUGACGAUGAAGGCAUCGCGUUAGUUUAUGAUCCACAGGGUAAUCAAGAUGCUUUAAAAAGACCGGCAUCAUUGAUGAUCACAUCUCAGGGCAAAAUCUUCAUGGAUGGUGAAGAGAAAUUGAUGCAACUCUCAAAAAUGCGUUUCGGCACCGACAUUGUAAUCUCUGCUUUUAGAAAAAAUGCUCAUAUGUUGCGAGUAAAUAUCGAAUCUGAAAACAAAUGUGUCACAUACGACUGGCGUGUACAAACGCCUCUGUAUUUUGCCGCCCGAUUUAAAGAGUGCAAUAAGUGGAAUUUAUUGAUAAAAUAACGCGCGAGUAAUGUAACUCAGUGUUAUUAUAAAAAAAUUUAUACAAUGUAAUUUUGUAACAAUAAAAAAGAAAGUGCCUUA
Molecule: messenger RNA, 1736 nt
Organism: Pseudomyrmex gracilis
Lineage: Eukaryota; Metazoa; Arthropoda; Insecta; Hymenoptera; Formicidae
Product: cytokine receptor-like factor 3
Exons: 5
Coding region: 18-1655 (545 amino acids)
Source: RefSeq, a predicted model, not a curated record